Molecule: messenger RNA, 684 nt
Organism: Triticum aestivum (bread wheat)
Lineage: Eukaryota; Viridiplantae; Streptophyta; Magnoliopsida; Poales; Poaceae
Product: alpha-amylase/subtilisin inhibitor-like
Exons: 2
Coding region: 1-684 (227 amino acids)
Molecular function (GO): endopeptidase inhibitor activity
Source: RefSeq, a predicted model, not a curated record
AUGAAAACCAUCUUCUUCUUCCUCCUCCUCCUCCCCAUCAACACUUGCUCUGCUAACAACACCACCCAACUAGUCUAUGACACAGAAGGCAACGUGCUAAAUAGCAAGUCAAAUUACUACAUGCUCCCAGCAAAACCUGCGAGCGGUGGCGGCCUCAAAGCCGUCCCAACCGGUCUACGGUGCCUACAUUUUGUGGUCCAGGAGCGCAGCGAGACUCUCCUCGGCACACCCCUGCGAUUCACGCCAUUGCCAGAACACGCUUCAGCCACUGAGCCGAUCUGCCUGUCGAGUGACAUAUGGAUCGAGUUCCACGACUUGAGAAGCUUUUGCUCCGACGUGCUAGAUUGGCACCUUACCGAACAGGUGCCGGAGUCGUCAUCAGGAGAGCCUAAACACGUGGCCGCCGGUAGUGAAGAGGGCCUAAGAUCGUUUGGGGUGUUCCGGGUUGAGAGGCAUGGCACAGAUCUCUCCGGAUAUAAAAUAGUUUCAUGUGCUAGCAAGGGGCCAUGCAGAGACCUAGGUUUGCAUGUUUAUAAGGAUAAGACGUGGCUCACCGAAAAGAACUAUAUAGGUGUUUUUUUGCUUGCUUCUCGAGGUAAUCCAUGUAGGCAUGUUCAUUGUAUCGCCACUGUGGUGUUCAUGUUAUGUAAUGUGUUCCACCACUUUGCAAUAAAGCGAUACUAA